Guyanagaster necrorhizus is the source of this 798-nucleotide messenger RNA. RefSeq names its product lish motif-containing protein. The record is from RefSeq and is a predicted model, not a curated record. Bases 37 to 648 code for a protein of 203 amino acids. The transcript has 3 exons. Lineage: Eukaryota; Fungi; Basidiomycota; Agaricomycetes; Agaricales; Physalacriaceae. Gene Ontology annotation, molecular function: protein binding.
AAGCUACGAAUACGCGAUGAAGAAUGGGACCGCCGUAUGCACGAGGUUCAGGUAUCCAAAACGGACCUUAACCGCCUCAUCAUGGAUUACCUCGUUAUUGAGGGGUACAAGUCUGCUGCUGAGGAAUUUAGCCAAGAGGCCAAUCUAACGCCGCCAGUUGAUUUUGAGAGCAUUGAGAGCCGAAUGAAUAUUCGCGAAGCUCUACAACGUGGUGACGUGGAGGACGCCAUCACUCGCGUCAAUGAUCUCAAUCCGGAGAUAUUGGACACAAAUCCGGCACUAUACUUUCAUCUACAGCAACAGAAGUUGAUAGAGUUUAUACGUCAUGGACAAAUUGCCGACGCCCUGCAAUUCGCACAGGAGGAAUUGGCACCCCGUGGCGAGGAGAGCCCGGAGUUCCUAACGGAGCUGGAACGAACCAUGGCUCUCUUGGCGUUCGAGUCGACAUCGUCAACGCCGACGCCAAUAUCGGACCUUUUAUCACCUGCGCAGCGUCUGAAAACAGCAGGCGAGAUGAAUGCCGCAAUUUUGGAGAGCCUCAGUCAGGCGAAGGAAGUGAAGUUAGUGGGUCUCUUGAAGCUGCUCAGCUGGGGUGAGACGAUGCUGGAGCCAAGGGCGGAAUUUCCCAAGGUGGGGAACACGGAAUGACACGUACACAUGCAAUGAACAGAUAUCGAACAUCGAAGAUCAAGAGCAUUUUUUAUUACCCAGUGAUUGUGAAGACUAUGUUGGCUGUAUUUCUAGAAUGUAUGAUUUUGCGGAUACACUCAUUGCCAAAACUUGGGAGAAUGAAAAGGA